ACGGUUCGGAAAGGACGGUAACGCUACAGGAGCCGGGCGAGAGGGCAGAGCGAGCAGGCCGCCCCGCUGCGCACACGCCCGGCGCUCAGCCAGCUUUACAUGUGGUACACAUGAAAAUGAGGCUGAGAACGCGGAAGGCUUCUCAGCAAUCGAAUCCAAUUCACGCGCAGCGUGCUCAGAGGGCAAAGAGGAAACACUCGGAGGUGGAGGACAGCCUACCUGUCGGCGGGGGGAAGCUGCAGAAAAAUGAGGCGGGCCUGCUGUCCUCAAUCAAAAAGUUUAUUAAAGGAAGCACACCCAAGGAAGAAAGAGAAAAUCCUGCAAAAAGAAGUAGAAUUGAACGGGAUAUAGAUAACAACUUGAUCACAUCCACACCUCAAACAGGAGAAAAGCCUAAUAAACAGAUCUCUCGAGUAAGACGGAAAGGUCAAGUGAAUGGAGAAGCUGGAAGUUACGAAAUGACAAACCAACACGUCAAGCAGAAUGGGAAAUUGGAAGAUAAUCCUGCCACUGGCAGUCCCCCACGAACUACAUUACUGGGAACCAUAUUUUCUCCCGUCUUCAAUUUUUUUUCACCAGCAAAUAAAAAUGGAACAUCAGGAUCAGAUUCUCCAGGACAAGCUGUUGAAGCUGAAGAAAUAGUCAAACAGCUUGAUAUGGAACAGGUAGAUGAGAUUACUACAAGUACUGCAACAUCCACCAAUGGAGCAGCUUACACUAGCCAGGCGGUGCAGGUCAGAUCUGCUGUCAACAAUGGCUUAGAAGAAGUAGAAGAAACAAAUGAUCGUGACCUGCCACCACUUACAGCACCAGUAUCUCCAGACAGUGGCUACUCAUCAGCUCAUGCAGAAGCCACCUAUGAAGAAGACUGGGAAGUCUUUGAUCCAUACUAUUUCAUCAAACAUGUUCCACCACUAACAGAAGAACAACUUAACAGGAAGCCAGCUCUUCCCCUGAAAACAAGAAGCACACCAGAAUUUUCGUUAGUUUUAGACUUGGAUGAAACAUUAGUGCACUGUAGUCUAAAUGAAUUAGAAGAUGCUGCACUCACUUUUCCAGUUCUUUUUCAAGAUGUCAUUUACCAGGUCUAUGUCCGGUUAAGGCCGUUCUUCCGAGAAUUCCUGGAACGUAUGUCUCAGAUUUAUGAGAUCAUUCUUUUUACUGCUUCUAAGAAGGUGUAUGCAGACAAAUUACUGAAUAUCCUAGACCCUAAAAAGCAACUGGUCAGGCAUCGACUUUUCCGUGAGCAUUGUGUCUGUGUACAAGGAAAUUACAUAAAGGAUUUAAACAUUCUUGGUAGAGAUCUUUCAAAAACGAUCAUCAUUGACAAUUCACCGCAAGCCUUUGCCUACCAGCUUUCAAAUGGAAUUCCUAUAGAAAGCUGGUUCAUGGAUAAAAAUGACAAUGAACUCCUAAAAUUGAUUCCAUUUCUGGAGAAACUUGUAGAGCUGAAUGAAGAUGUCCGACCUCACAUCAGAGACAGAUUUCGCUUGCAUGACUUGCUACCCCCCGAUUAAGCCUUCGGUCUAAUUACUGGAGGGGGAGAAAAUGCAGGACCCUUUUGGACUGAAACAAAACAUUGCCAUUACUGUUGAAAUUUUGCAUUUUUGUACCCCGUCUUGCUUUUCUUAUCUUUGGUGCCCAACAAUAAUCAAGGGUUACAGAAAGAGACUUCAUAUAUCUGAGAUGGAAUACAACCAGUACAAUACAGUACAACGCAGUAGGUAGGCUAGAACAGAAAAGUCUUUAGAACUAGUGCGACUCCGAUGAGAUUUUUUUAUGUACAGGACAUCUGCAGUUUAUAAAGAAUUCUGUUUCUGCCACCAGCAGUUUGACCUGUAGAAACACAGGAUUUUAUGAUAUAACAGAGAUUGAAAAAAGACUCUUCUUUUCUCUCUGUUCGGUGCUCUAAGUGGGUUUGUAGCCACUUUUCUGUUACUUUAGAGAUUCUCAUUUCAACAGGAAUGGCCAGUAAAAGUUGUUUUUAUUUUUCCUGUUAAGGUUUAUAACCUUUUUACACUUUUGACCUGUAUUAGAUUAGAAUUUCAUUAUGCAUUCCUUUUAGUUGAGGCGCUUCAUAGUUUUUCUGGGAAUAGCCAAAUUUUCUUAGUUUUUUAUUAUCCAGUUGAAUGGCCGUUUUCCUGCUUCGUCUGCCUGCAUACUGUAUAUUUGUUUAAAAAUAUUCUCUAGUUUUAAUCCAUGUAAGUUUCAUUUAGAAAGAAAAACCCUGCAUUUAUAUUUUGUUUCUGUAAUAUUCUACUGUAGUUGAAAUCUUUUCAAAGAUCAAGAGACUGGCUAGAUAAGAAGAUAUAAGAAUUACUAAUAUUCAGAAUAUUCUAAACCAUUGUGAUGGCACGUGCUCCGGACAGACAAUAUCUGGCAGCGGCACAAACAGCCGGUGGACAAGGAAUACCUCAGACCAUUCUGUGCAUGCGAAUCCCUAAAGGAGAAUUAGUUGGGUCACCUGGUAGGUCUGAUGCCACUCGAGUACUGCUGCCUUCAGGUUCCUCCACGAAUGAAGUAUUCUGCACGGUGGCUCAGUGUUUAACGUGUUUUGCAUGGGCUGGCGGUGCCUCUGUUACGCUGCUCUUCGUUACAAUCACUUCUAAUCGGCGUAACAGCGCGGGCACCCGGCAGUAACUAUGCACAAUCCUGUGGUACAGUACGCUCCGUGCCGCCAGCGCAGUCAGUCUGCUAUCAUAGUGGUUUCCUAUGCUAUAUGGAAAUAGUCUUUCAGCCUUGGUUCUCUAAUGCAGCUACUACAAGAGGUCGAUAUUUUUAUAAUGGUGCGUAAUCUCCUGUUCAGGAGGCUUUUUAUGGAAGGUAUAAUUUGUACAAGUGAGGAUGCUUGCCUCUCGACUGCAUUGACACGCCACAGGCUCAGACUGUUUUUGUGUAAAAGAUGUCACAGAACGGCACUUUUUCUAAAGAGAAGUUUGAUAUUUUGUAUGCUUGUUAAGAAAGUACAGUAUUGGAAAUUAAAGGUGGACAACUGAUAAUUGAGAAGUAUGUCAAUUAAUUUUUUAUGUAUAUUACCUGUUUACUUGUACAAUUUUAUUGUACAAAUUACAUGCAGCUUCAUUUUCAAAUGAGUCCUUAAAGUAAGGAAAAUCUUUUUAGGAAAACAUUUAAUUUUUGUAUUUUUGAUUUUAAAAGGCAUGAGUUAUGUCAACUUUUUCCAGUGUAUUAAUGAAGAUUUUAACUUUUCAUCAGGUUGAGUGUUUUCUUACUAUAUUAUCUGUUGUGUAUGUAGCUAGCACAUUGUGUCACUGAACUGUUUAAAAAGAUUAGCAUGUAGAGCAAGCCUGUUUUGUGGAAAAUCCUUAUUCAUUAAAAAAAAUCAUCAUGGCAGGUUUUCUGCAAAAAAAGUGAAAACAUUUGCAAUUCAGAAUACUGAUUUUUUUUUUUUUUUGUAUUUAAAGAAAGGUAUUUUGCUUGCAGGAAAGAAAUACUACAGAUUCAUUUUAAUGAGAAUCUUUUAAAUGUAUUUAUCUUUAGGGCAUCUGGGCAUCUUUACACUGUUUGUCUUAUGUCUUUAUUGAAAUAAAAUGUACAUAACAUUACCUUUAUAUAUGCUUUUGCGCAGACGUGUGAGCCUGUAACCAUCCCCGUUCCCUCCUGUUUUUAUGUUGAUAAGAUGGUUCUGGAAAUAUUUAUAGAUUUUGGAAAUGGUCAGCUUGUAUUUGAAUUGCUACAUGGUUUGCCAACUAUUUUUUAGCUGUUCGUUAAAAUGUAAAUCUAAAUCUAAGAUUUUUAAUUAGUUUUAACGGCGAAUCCUUGUUUAACGUGGAGUUCUUCCAAAUUCCUUAGAGUCAUUUACACGGUGGGACUGCUUUACGAAUCACUAGGCUACCAGAAGGAACCCGUUUUUGUUCAGUAGCUCGUAGCUUUUCUCCGACUGUCAGAAGAGAUCCUCAUCUGCUCAGAUAACGUCCUUACACACGCGCGUCCUAUCUUUGGCUAAAACCAUUAUAAAAGUGCUUUCUUUCGUUGAGGAAACCAAAGCAUACAUUGCACUUUACAGCUGUAUCUGUGUUGUGAUUAUCAGAUCAGUGAGGGAAAUGGAAAUGUAAAUUGGAGGAUUUAGUUCUACGUAGAUGCACAACAAAAAUGACAGAGACUGCUUAGUAAACAUAUUAAAUAUUAAUAUUUUAAUGUGCUGCAAGUCUGAUAUUUAUCAUUCUGAACUUUCUUUGCAGAAUGAGUCUACCUUCUUCAAAAUGUAAGUUCCUAACAAUGUCAAACCCUUCUGGCAUAAAAACAAACUCUUUGCAUGAAGCAAAGUCAUCUUCCUUCGGAUCUGACUUUCAUCGGUCAGUCUCGAGGCCGAGACCCAACUAUUUCUGUGACUUUAGUCUGGAUCAAAUUGUGCAUACCAAAACUGACGCUGGUAACCGAGGGAGGCUCAGCUACGCCUGUUACUCGAGUUUGAAUGUAGAACUAUGCCACUUAAGCAGUUAAUCUUGUAGCUGUGUCAUUUAUUCUCAUGCUGUGUAUGUUUAGAAAACACGACAUCCUACUUCCAAAGUUCUUAAUGAUUUCAUUUUUGUCUACGGUUUCAUUUGUGGUCUUUGACUUGAUUAUGGCAACUGUUUUCUAAUUGUACGUGCUCGUAUGUAUCCUGUUCUAGGUUUGAGUGCUUUUAGUUUGGACAGCAAAACAACAAUAUUUCGUACUUCCAUUAUUGGCUGCUUUUCCACCUUUGAUUCAUUUCACCUUCCAUCUCUAUAGAAAAAUAUUUUUUUCAUUGUUAUUCAAAUGUAUCUGAAAGCCUGAAUGUUCCGAGACCUGAUCAAGCAUCUUCCGAAGGAAGAGUUGUAUCAGCUGAAUGCAUGCUAUAAGGAGGCACUUCCUCAAACAGAGCACUGCAGUGUGUUAUUAACAGUGGCCAGAUGCGUGAGCGCAGAACUGCUUGCUCUCGCUCACUGCUGGAAGCAAGCAUCCUUCUCAUCCCGCGCCUUUUCCCCUCCCAGACUCUUCAGAGCCCUUUUCUAGGCGCUUGUUGGAUGGGGACAACUGAAAAAGCAUCAAGCCCUGGUGGGCGGAGGGACCGGGAACGAGUGGCUGAGGAAAGGGCGCGGUGGGUGCAGCUCUCCUCAGCCUGCCUCCAGGAGCAGCGCGGGGAUGUGAGCCUGUCAUGGUGGGGCUUGCUUGGUUGCUCAGGAAAGCCGUCCAAAACGCAGAAGUGUUACUAUCCAAGUAAAUACCUUGAUUCUUUUCCUUCUGGUUCUGACUUCCUUAUAGCAUUGCAUUGCAAAUCAUUACCUUUAUUCUCCGUCUAAAUCAACCUGAAUCGGCCACAUCCUGUUAGUAUAUACAUUAAGGGAGAUGGUGGCAUUUGUAAGCUCGCAAAUGUGACUAAAACUAAGGAAAGCCCUGUCGGUGCUGGGGUGCUCACGUGAGUGAGCUGUGGCUGCAGAACUCCUUGUGUGUCCCUCACUGUCAUCCCUCUUUGUUCUGACUGGGGAUUGGAUUAGCACUGAGCACACCUGAAUUUGGGGAAUUAGGAAAGUUCUCUGUGCCGCCUUUGUCUCCUCUCCGCCCUGUGCUCCCGUUACCUUCCGUUGGGAGGACUCGGAGAGCACACCUUUACAAAGCUAGAAUUCCAGUGCAAAAUUAAUAUUUGCAUAGUUGAAAUUAAUCUAGUACGUGUCGCUAAAUGUAAUGGAUUUCAGGAAGUCAAGGCCAGAAAGUAAACAUUCACAACAUCGUGUCAACUGAAAGAAAAGGCCAACCACCUACUGGUACGGUAUCAGCGCGGUUGUCACCUUUGUUCUAAUAAGUGCAACGAGAAACUAACAGCUAUUACAUUAAAAUAACGUCUUCCGCUGUAAGUAGAAUUUCAAGUUAAGUAUUUGUUAUUUUUCUGGGGAAAGGACUUACGUGGGUCUGCGCGGCAAAGCAGGCGGGUGGCUCAGUCAACUCCAUUAAGCUUCUUUAAUCUCAUUAUCGAAGCCUGGUAGAAAGGUGAAAUAAGAAGAUGAGAGCCAGGUGGCGCCUCGGCAGCGCGGUGGGCGUUGGGCAGCAGCGCACGGCUGCGUGCCGGUGGCCGGUUCCCAGGGCUCUCCCUUUUCCCUACUCUCCCUGGGGACUUUGGUUUCCUGCUUCCUUCCUCCUCCGGGGCCGCGUGUUGGGCCUGAGCAGGAGUUGAUCCGCUGGGACGGAGCGUGCUGUGGUGACCAAGGUCGGUUCCAGCUGCUGUGUGCUGGGAGCUGGAGGAAGGCUGGCGGGAAGAUGGUUUUUCUGGGAAUGUAAUCGUGUAAUCGUCACGUUGAAGUCAUUCAGCUGGAGAACAAUGUUGUGGUGUACUUCAGAGACAUUAAAGGACUGUUCUCAAAGAUCCGAUUAGGCCAAAACCGUGUAAUUUCAGAUUUGCAUCUUGGAUUUUUGAUGCUUAAAUCAUUAACAAGUUGAUAAAUGGCUGAUGAGAAGUAGCAUAGAUGCAUUGUUUUCUUAGCGAGUAGUCAUAAUUUUGUAAAAAAAAAAAAAAAAAAAAAAAAAA
Molecule: messenger RNA, 6502 nt
Organism: Numida meleagris (helmeted guineafowl)
Lineage: Eukaryota; Metazoa; Chordata; Aves; Galliformes; Numididae
Gene: CTDSPL2
Product: CTD small phosphatase like 2
Exons: 13
Coding region: 111-1517 (468 amino acids)
Molecular function (GO): phosphoprotein phosphatase activity
Source: RefSeq, a predicted model, not a curated record